UAGUGCCAUUUUUUACGAUUCGGAAUGUUAGUUGACAUUAAUGACAUAUUUUGUCAUUGUCAAGCCACAAAUGUCUUUUUAGUACAAUUAACAUAUUCAAAUAAAAACGCAGCCUUAAAACUAAGAAUUUUAUGCUUUCCUUUAAAAUAAAGAUUAGCUAAAACGGCGUUUUGGCUUCCUCAUUACAAUAAUACUUUGUGGUGCUAAGACCACAAAUACUUAAUAUACAAGGCACUGUUAACCGUUUCUCCAUACCUCCCCAUUAUUAAAAUGGAAGAGGAACUAGAUAAACUGAAGGCAGUUCUUCGUUCCCUUGUCGUAUCUUCACCCGUACAAGUAGAUGUACGGGCUUUAUUAAGUGAUUACAAGGAAAUGAUUGGUACUCCACUGCCUAUACAUAAAUUUGGACAUCGCGAUCCCAUUGCAUUUUUAAAAGAGCGAUGUAGUGACUCUUUCUUAUUCCAGGGAUCAACAAGUAAUCCAAUUUUAACACUAAUAGUGCCAGAGGCAAUAAAGCAUAUUGAUAGAUUGGUACAGAAACAAAAGUCUCAAAAUACUAAGAAUAAAGGGAAAAGAAGAAGUGUUUUGAAAUCAACUGUGCCAUCAUUAAAUAAUGAGUCUAAUCUUAUUGUUGAGACAUUUCCAAAGAAAUAUGUUGGAAGUAAAACAUUAACUUCAAGAAUUGGAGACAGCAAUCAAAAUGUUAAUAAUACAAAAGAGGACUCAGGACAUAGCAUGCAUAAUGAAGUGGGUGGAAAAGCUCCAAAACAAAGGGAACAACAACAUGUAGAAUAUGAAAAACCUGUUAACAACAGUAUUAGAUACACAGGGGGCCAUCAUAGUGGAUACAAUCAUCAUGAUUCUGUGUCCACCUACUCAGAACAUGAUUCAGCAAGAGAGACACUUUCAAGUAGUAGCAGUAGCAAGCAAAUGCAGCUGGAGAAAUUGUUGGAUGAAGUUGCCGCUAUUGUUUUCCAGAAUCCAGAUGGUCUCUGGGCUACUGACAUAUUGAAGUGUUACAGACAGAGUUACGGCUGCGAGUUGAACUUAAUACGCUUCGGGUACACGAGCAUCGUGAGUCUGCUGCAGCAAGUACCAGGCGUGUCGUCUGCGCAAGUGCGUGGUGGCGACUGGCGCGUGUGGGCAGGCGACGUCCCGCCCCGGCUUCCGCCCGCAUCGCCACCUCCCGUGCUGCGCCCACGCACACCCACCCCCGACCCUGACGAUGCGCUGCCCGGCGUUCAGUUUGACCCAGACGUGUUCCCGUCGGACUGUCUGCAUUAUACGGAGAGCAUACCAGGCGCGGAACAAGAUGAAGUGCGGCCCGGGGUCAUGUUAGAUGUGCUAAUCGGGGAAGUGUAUUCGCCAUCGCACUUCUGGCUUUUGCGCCUCGGCGAGCAAAACCGUACCAUGGAAGACAUCAUGGAUGAGAUGAACCAGUACUACGAUGGCGGUGGUGAGGGUGCGCGACCACUGGCAAUGGGUGCCGUGCGGAGGGGACACUAUUGCUCUAGUCGCUACGAGGGCGACUGGCAUCGCUCCCUUAUUGUCAAAGUGAUAGACAGUGAUACAGUCAAGGUCCGCCACGUGGACUAUGGUACGGUGGAGCGUGUACAGGCGCAAGCAUUGCGGCCGCUGCGCCGCGAGUGGGGGGAGCUGCCGGCGCAGGCCAUCCGUGCGCGCCUGUCCCGCGUGCAGCCGCCCAACGGUGCCCGUCGCUGGCCACAUGGCGCCGCCACUGCUUUUCUAUCACUCGUCGCACAGAAGCCGCUCGUCGCUGCGGUCGCUGCCGUCGACUCCGAGAACAGUGUCCUGGAAGUGGUCCUCGUGGAUACAUUGACGGAUGAAGACGUGUACGUUUCGGACGAAUUAGUGCGCGCCGGACAUGCCGAUCCGCGCUCCACUGUUCCUGUCUUUUCGGAGCCGUACUUGGCACCGUCAUUCGACGCCCUGGAGAAUGGCGACACUCUCAACUACUCCGAGAUCAGUGCCUACUUGCGCGACGGCGUCGUGCUCGAUUUCCUCGACGAAUAUCGCCGCCACGUUCCCUCCGCCCUGCCCUCUCCUCCGCCGUUGUCACCUCCGGCGCAACCCUCGCAUACCCUCACUGUGGCUCUAGAGAGCAUGAAUAUGACAGAGACAGUUCCGCAAGAGCAGGCUGUGCCAGCAGUGGAGAUGGAAUUGUGGGACGGAGCGGAUGAGCAUUGGCGGGAGGAUACACAAGCGAACCCCGUCCCUGGGACGAACUGGCAGAAUAGCGUAGACGCACAGUUGCAAGCUAGUUCACAACUGGACAAGGAUUUCGUGAGUAUACCAGUACGUGUAUGUCAAACGUUCAAACAGCUGUGCGGAAUAAACCCGCUAAUGGCACUGCAUUACAUAACAAAUGCUAUUGACCUCGCCUCGGUUCCCGCUAAUGGGGCCCCUCCUCCUGGUUUCGGCCCUCACCGCUUCUGUCCUUCGCCGCCGGGACUUUAGCACUUAUAUUUUAAUUUUAAAAUCGUUAAUUUCUUAAAGAAACUAACGGUUGUUAAGUGUUAGAAUGGAGACGUUAAUUGUUUUUAUUUUUAAAUAUCGUUAAAUUAAGAGUAAAAUGUUUUUGGUACAUAAGUACCUACAUUUUAAGUCGAUUUGUGAUAACAUAGUUGAUAAUAUAACAUAAGAAUUUGCCUUAAUACUUUUUAUAUAAAAUAAAAUAGAUUUGUUUAAACUCUUAAUUUCAAUUACCAUCUAUAUUAAACUGUUAGUUUGGAUCUGAUUAGUAUCAAUACUACCGCCAUAUUUGAAUUAAG
Pieris brassicae (large cabbage white) is the source of this 2792-nucleotide messenger RNA. RefSeq lists its product as uncharacterized. NCBI's taxonomy places the organism in Eukaryota, Metazoa, Arthropoda, Insecta, Lepidoptera, Pieridae. Bases 271 to 2478 code for a protein of 735 amino acids. The transcript is spliced from 11 exons. The record is from RefSeq and is a predicted model, not a curated record.